AUGGGACCUAGCCACAUUAAUUCUCGUGCAAAACCCCCUCCGCCGCAAGUUCCGAUCAACCUGAGAUGGUGCAAUCGAGCCCUACGCCCGUUAACGUCGAUAUAUUUACGACUGGAGAAACACUGGAGAAUCUCCCCAUUGCGAGACGAAGAAUACAUCCGGCGGGCAUAUGGCGGUGGUGAAAGCUCCUUCAGUAGCAGCCAGAAUGUACGCAGGUCGAUGUCAGCCUCUGGGAACGCAUCGGACUCGGAAUCGUCGAAGGAAGACCCUACAUGGGUACCGGGCGAUGCUUCACGAAAGCCAAUAAAACACCGAUAUUCUGGAAGGAAAGAAAGUUCGCGUACAAGCUCACGUUCUAAAGCCGUUGUCAAAAGCCCAGAGACUGAAAGACUCCAACCUGGACAACUCGCGAUUGCGACCCCUUUGAUCCUGGGAAAACGGCGGAUGAUUCCCCUAUCGAAAAUGCCGGCACCCGGUGAUGGCAGCACAGAAAAUGAGAUGCCACAAAAAGAGAAGAUUUUUUCUUAUUCGAGACGUAAAUCUUUGGGAAAUAGCUGGAGCCUCGGUGAAAUCGCGCAUGGAAUAGAAGAUACAUACAACGAUCCGUCCUAUGUGGCAAUUGUGCAAACCAUUUUCUCUGCAUGGGAUACCCUUCUUAGAAUGAGUGGCCCUCAGCAGAGUAAUCCUCAGACAGGGGCAAAGUCCUUAUUGUCAAUGGCUCUAAGCACUACAUCCAAAUACAUUUUACAGGAGCAAGAGCGCAUUAACAGCCUCGAAGAAAAAGAUGAGGAGACAGACGUCGCCGGGUGUAUCAUCACUGAGUUGGAAAAGAUGUACACAAUGGGUGGCAACGGAUGGAGACCAUUGAAAGAGCUUGUCCGAUCGCACGGCAUCCACUUGAUGUGCGAAGCAAUUCGAAGACGAUGGCUCUCUCCUCAAUUGAGCCGAAGGCUCGUCUUGCAAUCUUUUUCUCUGCAAGCUCAUGACGCUGCAAGCGCUUUAUUAACAGCCAUGAUAUCGCUCUCGCCCGUCAUUCCACCUCCGGUUCGGCUGGAUUCCAACCUAUUUAAACCAAGUCAUUCGGUUGCAUUACACACUUUGGAAACUUAUGUCAGGCCCUCAGGAAGUUUUAGUAUAUUAUUCAGGGAAAUGGCAUCAUUACUUGAUCGAGGUCGAUUACCAGCCGAAUGGUUAGCGACCGACUCCAUGAAAUAUUACUUGACUUCUGCUUUACAAUCCCUUGCAACUGAUGACGAGCACUCCUUUGCUUCACUACGCCUCAUCACUUCUGCCAUACUAGCAGCUGCUGGCUCUAAGAGAACAAUACCCGCGCAGGUGCUUAACAACUUACGCCGGUCAAAACGGGGGACUACUCGAAACCGCAAGAGCGAGUCCGAAGCAAGCUUUACUGGCUCGUGUCUGGGGCCGAAAACCAGCUGUCAUGAUCCAAUUUCUAUCGCCCUCAGCAACAGUAUUACAAGUAUCCUCACCGUGCUUUCUGGCUCACAUGUUGCCAAGUUUGGAUUUGGAAAGGCAAAGGCUUCGUCAUUGUAUAACUUGCUAUCCUUUCUUUCUACGAUUGUGCAGCGAGAUAUUGAACGAAACCUUUUUGAUAAGGGCAAGAAUAAGUUGAACCUGCAACCAACUCGGGCUUGCACCAUUUUGCUUUCAGAUUUUUUGGCCAAUUUUUUGGGUAAUGGCAACAAGGAGAGCCAAAGGCAGGCGGCUAUUCAUGCCUCGCCUAUUCUACACAAUCUUGGAUAUUUAACUGGUAUGCAUAAAAAUAAGAAGGAGCUUGUGGAGGAGUUGGCCGACUUUGUUCUACAGGUCGCGAGAUGUCUAGGCAGGGUACGGAAUGAUAACGGCUUUGAGGUGGCUAAGCGGUUCACCUUAGCAUUUAACUCCUCUUCUGUCAAAAGGCACCCUAUUCUCCGACUAGUGCUCAGCAAGGUGGCUGUUGAGGUUGCUCUGAAGUUUGCUGAGGCUACAUGCCUACAAGAACAUCAUGACUGGGCCUCAUAUAUCCAAGAUCAAGCGGCUGCCUGUGGUUUAGAUAUAGCUGAUGUGCACGAUAUGCAACCAUUGACCCCCUCCUUACGCCGCUCGGAAACUGGAUUUAGAUGGGAGGAUGGCAUUGGGGAAUGGGUUGCAAAGACUCCCAUCUUUAGUCAAGCCAAAAGCUCGAGGUCUACGUCGCCGUUGCCGAACUGUACCGUCCCCGCAUCUCAGUGUGGCAUGACUGAUCAUAAAAUGGAAAUAUCAGAUACCGAAGAGAGUGUCUCAAGGUCCUCGACAAUGUCAAAUCAAAACAAGGACAGCUCAAGUGUUUCAUCGGAGUAUUCUGACUCGCCUCCACCGCCCAAGAGGAAACGAUUAACAAGCGCUUUUGGCGAUCAAAACUUCACGAGAGCGACAGAAAGGGGCCAAAACAACCCUUGCUAUCUCCAACGUCAGACCGCAAGACGCCGGAGCUCAGAUAUGGAUUCUCGGCCGGACCAUAAUGAAUCACGGCAAUGCUGGCUUGGACCUAGGAAACCCGUUCAUAAUACAACCACGGACCAUCGACGGUCGACUGGAGGAGCGCUAAUCCAUGGUAGCUCAAAAAAUGUAGCUGUUGUGAUUGAAGUGCCUCGUAAACGGAAGGCAAGCGACUCGGGGGCUGUGCCAAAAGAGCGUAUCAUUUGCCGCAGGAAGCGUCGUGCUACUGAACCGUUUGGAUCUAUAUCAACGGCAUUUGAUACGACAGAUAAGGAAGAAGAAACCGAAGAUGAGGAGGAGGAAGAUAUCCUCAGUCAUGCGCCAGCCCUCAGCCAACGAUUUAAGCACAGGAUACGGCAUCAAACUGCUCCUAGACAACCCCAGAUCCGUCACAAGGAGUUCAGGCGUGCCCGCCCCCGUCGAUCAACUAGGUUGUCCCUUGGAGAACGUGUAAUCCCCUGCUCAGACUCGAGUGAUGAUGAACUAAGCUUCUGUUGA
Molecule: messenger RNA, 2976 nt
Organism: Nannizzia gypsea CBS 118893
Lineage: Eukaryota; Fungi; Ascomycota; Eurotiomycetes; Onygenales; Arthrodermataceae
Exons: 1
Coding region: 1-2976 (991 amino acids)
Source: RefSeq, a predicted model, not a curated record